ACGUAAGGCCCAGGGAUGCAGGCGUGGGGAUGAAUGAGUUGAGGAGUACGUGGCGGAUGGUGUGUGAGGGACAGUAGGUUGAGGACCAGGCUGUUAUGGGUUUUUAACAAGUGAAUGUAUCCCUUGGGACUCAUGAAUGGUACUUCUGGUAAUUUAGCCUAAUUUGUAAUAGGGUAAAGUCGUCUACGAACUUUGAGGUGCCUCAGCAACUCGAACUGAGAAGUUCUGUCACAAAUCACAGUAGCUGAGUUUUUUUGGUUAAUUGCAGAAGGCUCUGUAACCGGUUAGUCAGAUAAGCUGUAGCCAAAACGUUGUCUCUGUCUUACUUCUCUGUCUUACAUCCUUUUGGGGAGGCAGAGGGUUUCUUGUUGUUGCUGUUACUGUUUUGUUUUGGUCUAGUUUGGUCUUGUUGAGAUUGGGUAUCGUUUUGCUUGCCUGUGCUAGCCUGAAACUCACUGUCCAGACUGACCUUGGACUCGAGGCAGUGUGUGUUGCCCCAGCGUUUGUGCACUUGCUUUGGGACAUGGUUGAAAGUCAUAGGAUAACUUCUGUGAAUUGGUUCUCUCCUGCCGCUCUGUGGGAUCCAGGGAUUGAACUCAGAUAGCCUUUAUCAGAAAGGAUGGAGUUGGGAAAUGGAAAACUCCUUAGGACCGGACUGAACUCAUUGAAUCAGGCUGUGCAUCCAACCCACGGCCUGGCCUGGACUGAUGGCAGACGGGUAGUCUUGACUGAUUUACAGCUUCGUAAAGGAGAGGCCAAGUUUGGGGACUCCCAAGUCAUUGGGAAAUUUGAAUAUGUCUGUGGGGUUUCCUGGGCUCCACUCAGCACAGCUCACAUACCCACUCUGCUUGCCAUCCAGCAUAAGAAGCAUGUUGCUGUGUGGCAACUGUGUCCCAGCAUUUCGGGAUCCAGCAAAUGGCUGCUGUCUCAGACCUCUGAAAUCAGAGAGUCACUCCCUAUCCUGCCUCAGGGCUGUGUGUGGCACCCAAAAGAUGCCAUCCUUACUGUGUUGACGGCACAGGAUGCUUCCAUUUUUCCUAAUGUUCACCGAGAUGGUUCCAGAGUAAAAGUAGACAUCAAUACCAAGGGCCGAAUUUACUGUGCAUGUUGGAGCCUGGAUGGCCAGAGGCUGGUACUGGCCAUAGACAGCAGCCUUCAUUCGUAUAUGUGGGACAGUUCUCACAAGUCUCUUCUCAGCUGCUCCUUCUGCCCAGUGUUUCAAGUGAACCGCUCUAUCCGCUCCAUCACAGCCACUGUGGACUCACAUGUCGCCAUAACCACUGAGCUCCCACUCCAUAAGCUUUGCAGCUUAAAUGCAUCGGAAGCCUUUGAUGAUCCAACUAAUGGGAACCAUGCUGGUGUAGGAACUCUUCCUGGGGGUGAAACGCCCCCUGGAGAACUGAAUUCUGGAGUGACGGUUUCUCCCUCUUCAGAUCCUCUGGAUCUGACUCACAUACAUUUCAACCAAUGUCAAGCCAGGGAGGGCUCUCUUAUCUGUGUAAGUAAAAAGGACUACUUGACAGGAACUGGUCAGGAUUCUUCACAUUUGGUCCUGGUAACCUUUAAGAAAGCAAUCACCAUGACAAAAAAGGUCGCCAUUCCGGGGAUUCUGGUUCCUGAUUUAAUAGCAUUUAACCUGAAAGCACAGCUAGUGGCCGUGGCUUCCAAUACGUGUAACAUCAUUCUUAUCUAUUCAGUCCUUCCGUCUUCUAUGCCAAACAUUCAGCAAAUUCAGUUAGAGAGUAACGAAAGACCAAAAGGCAUAUGUUUCUUGACAGACAAAUUAUUAUUAAUUUCUGUAGGGAAACCAAAGCCCACCGAGACAGCAUUCCUUCCUUCCUCAGAGUCUGAUCAGUACUCUGUUCGCCUGGUAUUUAGAGAAAUAACGUUGGCAAGAGAAACUUCUGGAAUGCCUACUGAAAGUCAGGGUGCUUACUCUGCCUUCAACGUCCUGUUGAAUAGAGCAAACAGAGAAAAGUUCCUUGAGAGCCUUUCCCCAGGGUGGAGUCCCCUGAGCCAAGGAUUCUUGCUAACAGAUGACGCCAGUACUCUGAGUGGGAGGUCCAGAAGAGCCCUUAUUCAAGAGAUUAGAAGUCCCUUGUCCCCUCCAUCCAGUGCCUCCAUUGUACAGGAAACCCCUCACGGGCCCUCCUGGCUUCAGCCAGCAUUACCUACACCUAGCGGGACACCAGACCACACCAGCACCCCAGAACCGAAUUUACUCCAAAGGGAGAACUCACAACAAGAAAAGGAAACUUGCCCACUCUCCAGGGAGCUGGACAUCUUAUCCAGGCACCUGGUUGGGAUACAUGAGUGUCUUCUUGAACUCAGGGAUUUUCUAUUCAAGGAGAAGCGGUGCUCCCCAAUGUAUCCACUCUCUCAGGAUCCCUCCUUUGUUCACCUCAUUUACCAGAAACCUCCUUCUGUGGGUCCUGAGGAAAAAAGAGCCGUGCUUCUUUGUGAUGGCAAACUAAGGCUCAGCACAGUUCAGCAGAUGUUUGGCCUCUACCUCGUCGAAAUGCUUCUCGCUUCCCACUGGAUACUCCUCUCCGCCGAUAGUCAAGGUUUCAUCCCAUUAACUUUCACAGCCUCCCAGACUGUAGUGGUAAGAGACGGCAGCCUGUCCAAGCCAGAGGUGGCUAGGGACUCUGUUUCUCACCAUCCGGAUCCCAUUCCUCCACCUGGAGUCAUUGAAGACCUUGCCACCCAGAGUGUAGAUACAGCUGGUGGUUUCAACAUCAUGACCUGAUGGCUGUUUUGCAGAGAGCAUGCUCCAACAACUUCCCUGUGGCUGUGUGCUGCUGGGCAGCAGGGCAAGUGGUUGCUUGUGUAUUCAUGACUGUAUCAUGUGGAGGAUAGAAUUCCAAGAACAAAACAAUACUGUGUUGCCAUGUGGAUUGUACUUUGUGAUUUCUCCAAGGCCUUGCUUUCUUCAGCCAGAAGCUGUGUUAAAACGCUGCCUUAGAGUGUGUCACAGGCUACAUUGGCAUAGUGGUUGGCCUUUUUCCUGCUUUAAAGAUGCAGGUGAAGAGGGCGGCUGGGUAGCCUGUGCCUUUUCAUCUAUUCCCCGGGCAGCAGGAAACCGGUGCAAAGGAACUCUGAUACCUCUCUUCACCCUUAGGACUGCCUGGAUCAGGAGGAAGUUCAGAGGAUGGCCUCUCUCCCCAGAUUUAAAACCACCCCUUGUGAUUCCAAAAAUAAUUCUACCUGACUGAAAUCCAGAUACUGCAAAAAAAGUGCUCUCAGCAAAUUUUAAAUAAAAUUUCAAGAUUUGACCACC
This is a messenger RNA of Cricetulus griseus (Chinese hamster), 3280 nucleotides long. The record is from RefSeq and is a predicted model, not a curated record. Lineage: Eukaryota; Metazoa; Chordata; Mammalia; Rodentia; Cricetidae.